AGGCCGCGGCUCCCGCUGCGGGUGCCUCUGCCGUUGCUGUGGUUGCCUUAGUUGCUGCGGCGGCGGUGGCGGCUCCGGUGGAGGUGUUGGCCCCGGAGCGGAUGUUGACAUUGUGUGUUUUUACUGCUUGACGGUAAUGGCGGCGGCGGUGACGGCCGGGACCCCGUCUGCCCUCCUGUAGUCCCGCCAGGAGAACCGGCGACGGAGCAGGACGAGCUGAGCGGCCCUCCCCGAGCGCCGGCGGUUGCGACUCUUGCCUUCACCCUUCGGUCGUUCUCUCACCCCAGCCCCAGGACUCAAGCCCCCUUCGGGCCGGGGCGGGGAGGGGGGAGGGCCUGCGAGGCCUCAGCAUGGCGGAUUUCGACGAGAUCUACGAGGAGGAGGAGGACGAGGAGCGGGCCCUGGAAGAGCAGCUGCUGAAGUACUCGCCGGAUCCCGUGGUGGUUCGCGGCUCCGGUCACGUCACCGUGUUUGGACUGAGCAACAAAUUUGAAUCAGAAUUCCCUUCAUCAUUAACUGGAAAAGUAGCACCUGAAGAAUUUAAAGCCAGCAUCAACAGAGUUAACAGUUGUCUUAAGAAGAACCUUCCAGUUAAUGUCCGUUGGCUACUUUGUGGUUGCCUUUGUUGCUGCUGUACGUUAGGUUGCAGUAUGUGGCCAGUUAUUUGUCUCAGUAAAAGAACACGAAGAUCGAUUGAGAAGUUAUUAGAAUGGGAAAACAAUAGGUUGUACCACAAGUUGUGCUUGCACUGGAGACUGAGCAAAAGGAAAUGUGAAACGAAUAACAUGAUGGAAUAUGUCAUCCUCAUAGAAUUUUUACCAAAGACACCGAUUUUUCGACCAGAUUAGCAUUUGCUUUAUUUAUAGAGACUUAUCCAAGUAUGUUGUCUUUCCAAUGGUGCCUUGCUUGGUGCUCUCCUGGUGGUGACAUAGCAUUGGUUCUACAGAAUCUUGUGGUGUUUUUUUUUUUAAAAUAACCGCAUGUUCUAAGUGUGCAUUUUUGUCAGACUUUGCAACAGUUAUUUCAUACAGAUGUUAAACAAUUAAGUUAUUGUGCUUUUUCUGUUAAUGUAUUCUGAUUUUCAAAGAUUACUUUUUUGUAUUAUCAAAAAAAUAUAUUUGAACAUAGCCUAAAAGUGACCAGGCUUUUUUUUUUUAAAUUUUUAACCCAAGGUUCAUGAUUCCUUCAUUGUAAAUUCCUUUAGCAUAAACACACUUUCUGUGACUCUUUGUGUAUCAUUCCCAGUGGACGUAUUUUAUUUUAUAUUCUUUAUUUCUUAAUUAAAUCAAGGUAUCCCUUUUGAAAUAGUGAAUUUUCCAUACUAGUCUUUUUGGGACUUAAAUUCCCAUUCCCCAAAUCCAGCUCCCAGUCCUUACCCCUAUUCUGAGUAGGAAUAUCUGUGUUCAUUCAUGGAUAAAUCAUAUCAAAUAGUUCUGAAAAUAUUCUACCUUCAAUGUUGCUACAGCAGACAUUGCAUUAUUUUGUCUAGAAUAGGAGAAUUGAUUAAAGGUCUGCAUGCGUCUAAUGGUUAUUAGAGCUCAGGAUCACAGAAAACAGUAGCAUCACAACCUACAUUUAUCUUUAUUCAAGGUUAUAUCUUUAAUGAUGGCCUUACUUGGGUUACUUUUUAUUGUUUACCAAAUCUUAUAUACUAAGGUGCAGAAAUAUUCGUUUUUGUCAAGUAUUUGUCUAAGGAACACAUUUUCCAUGACAUCCUCUUUGUAGUUCUAGAUUGGAUAAUCUUUAAAAAUCUUGAAAAAUUGAAUAAUGGAGAUAAAUACAGGCCAUUACCUAAUCUCCAAAGGAUAUUCAAAAUAGGGUAUGUAAGACAAUAAUGAAAAGUUAAGAUAUGGAGAAGAUAUCAGUUUGCAUACGUGGUGGUUCUUUUAAAAUUUGUGGUCCAUUAGAGCAACUUAAUUUUCUGCACAAUUGUUUUAAGAAUUUUUUUCAUGGGGAUGUGACCUUUUCUUGAGUCAGUCCAAUUAUAUUCAUUGUAUCAUGUUUUUUCUUUUGGUUGUACAUACCUUCAUGCAUUUACAUUUUUUAAAAAAUGUUCAAUGGUAUAUAUGUAAGCUUUUGUUCUUUUUAUAAGCCUGGAAUUAUACGAAUUUUAAUGUAUGUUAAGAACCUGUUCCAUACAGCUGUGGUAUCGAGCAAUAAUGUGAAUAAUUUUGAAAAUAUAUACUCUUGAUUAAUACUUUGUAUUAAGAAUUGGUACCACUACAAAAUACCCUCUUCCUUGUAUUAAAUCUUUUAAAUACCAGUUUCAUUAAUUUAUACAUCUGUAUUUUUUACAUAUUCUGUGUAUUUCUCCACAGUACUGUAUUCUCUAAAAUGGUUGGAUGUCAUCUUAUAUUUGACAUCAGGAACUGUCUGAAUAGUUUGUCAUUUAUUUUCCUGAGAAUUGUUUACCUUUGGUGCCCAAAAUAAUAGUAACAAUUUAAAAAAGAACAAUUAACCUUUCUUCUGAAGAGCUCAAAUUGCAGAGUCCAAUCAUGUGUUUCACCUCACUUAGCUUGUAUCUAGGGUAUGGUCUGCUGCCCUUUGAAUAGUGCAAUUAAAAUGUUAUGCUAUUCAAAACAACACUGUAAUAUUCCUUAUUGGGUUUAGUAUAAAAGAACGUGUAGAGAGUAUUUUAUCUGCUUCAGGAUUAAAACCAGAGGAAAGGUAAAGGCUGUUUGUAUAGAGUUAGAUGAGGCAGUAGAAUGCUCUGUCUCUAAAUGUCGUGCUUUAUCUUGCAUGUAUAGGUGUGUCUCCUUGGCUUCCUUACUAAAAAGAGCUGAACCUGAUUAGAAAGAUCUAUAUCUUUUUUCUUCUCACCUCUAAUCUUUCUUGUAAUCAGCCCUCAAAAAGAUGUAGUGUAUUUUAAAAGUAUAUUUUUAAUAUGCUGAAGAGGAUAUGAAACUUAGUGUGGAUGGUAGUGUUGAGCAUAGUGUCCUUUUUAAGCCUUUCUAAUUCUCUUUCUAAUUAAAUGGAGAAGUGUGUCAUUUGCUUAAAGAGAUUCUCUGGGAAUGUGCACUCUUAGACUUUCAAUGUGUAUCUGGAAAAGAACCAUGAAUGCUUAAUAUGCCGGCACCACCAUGAGCCAAUUAUGCCUUGAACAGUUAGGUUUUCGUGCUUUGGUUUUCAUUAGUGUCCCCAGUGUAACUGGGUUACUUUUUUUUGCAGACUAUGAAUUUGAGUGGCCAUGUUCCUGAAAAUUGCAAAUGUCGGAGAUGCCUUUAUGUAUAGGCUAGUCUGAAGGAAAUACUUAAAAUGGUAAUUAUUCUAUAGCUCCUAUCAGUUCUGAGCUAUAUUAUUAUUUUUGUACUGGCAAAGUGGGGUAUUUGUAAAAAUUUCAGUGAGUGUGUAGAUUCUUACAUAAGCUUAGUGAAUAAUUUGCAUAUCAUUUGUGGUUUUGGAAAUAAUUCACUAUUCUUGUAUAGAAAGAAACAUUUUGUGGUGUUUAAAUGUAGAAUAGAAACCAUGUUACAAUAUGGUUUGUUACUCCAUUGAUUUGUUGGUAAAAUUAUGUCCCUGGAAACUAAACUAUGCAAAUUAUGGCUCACUUAUUAGUAAAAACCAUAGCCAGUCUGAGAUGAUAUGAUUAGCUUAUAAGACAAAUGUCAGUUUUUCACCUAAAAAUUAAUACUUUUAAGUUACUUUGUCUAUGUAGAAAAUUGUUGUAUUAAUGUGUUUGUACUUUAGAACUAGUAGUGACUGCUAUUAUUCUUUUAGGCAAAACUUUUGUUUAUUUUAUAAAAUAGUGAUAUCCUCAAAGCCAGUACAGUAGUAACCAAAGGCUUCUUUUUUUCAUUAGCUACCGACAUAACUGAAGAAUUAUAGUUCAGGAAGAACCAGAACAUGAUACUAAAGGUUUUGUGACUAGUGUCAUUUGUAGAGUGUUUCAGGUUGUUUCUUUAAGUACAACUGGUCAGUCUCAUUGUAUCUUGAUGAUUUUCAGGAGCAUAUAGGCUACCUUAAGGCAGAAUUGCAGAGUUUGUUUUUGGUGCCCCUCCAACCUUCAUUUCUGUACCCUUUUCCUCUCCUUGCAACCUUUCUCUCUCUGUCCCUGGAUAUUUAGACCUCCCAUGCUCUUUUGUUCUCGAAGUAACCUACCUCCUUUAGGCCUGCCUGCCUGCCUUUCUUUUCCUUGAAGUACACAAAUGAUCUCUUCUUCCUUCCUGUUUUCUUAAAGCAAAACUCACAAUUUCCUGCUUCUUAACUGAGUAUUAGUCUGGUUAUGGGCGGGGGGGAGGUAGAAAAGAAUCACUGAUAGGUUCAGCCUUCUCUGGGGAUAUUUGCAUUUUUAAAAGAGGAGCUUAUUAGCUCAAAUGACUUGCUUAUUUAUUUGUAUUCAUAAUGAGAGGAUAUCACUCAAGUCUCAUCUCAGUUGCCACCAACUGUAGCUCCAAGAUUAGCUUUCUAAGCCCUCAUGCCUAGCACCCUGUUCAAAGCAUGUACUUGGUCUUUAUUUUGUACAUAAAUAGAACCAAGCGUUCUCUUCCUUUCUAAGAUUAGUGCCACCCUCUGACCCCAAAGCUGUUCUGCAACCUUUUAAUUAUUUCAUAUUCCCCUUAGAAGCUGUUUACUUGAACAAUACAUUUGUUCUCUCAAAGAAAACAUCAAAAAAAUCCUUCCAUGGGGAACAAAAGAAAAGAAAAUAGGGCAAAAUGGAACUGUGGUACUCCGAUCCUUUUGCCCUGUUUUAUGGUAAGAGGCAUAGUUGCUGUCUCAGGAGACUUUAGGAGGAGGGGCUUAAUCUAGGACAGGUCCUAGCUAAAGUACUAGAAUAGAUAAUUUAUCUCCCCACCCUACAUUAGAACCACUUCCUUUUAUGUACUUUUCUCCCAUCUUCUAGCACCCUAGUAUUUUGUUAAAGGUUUUAAUAAGGCUAUUCUAUUAGAAUAUUUUGAGUCUAGAUACAUUUAUAAAGAUGAAUUGAGAUUACCAGUUCUUUAUCAUAGUUUCUGUUUCCCAACUUUCCAUAUACUUAAUGCCUAUGAAGUUCCAUAUUUUUCAGCCAUGUAUCCUGCAAUGUAAUGUAGGGUGGUUCAACCAUAUCUCCUGAAGUAUUAAGAGUUACUAUUAUAUUCUUUUUCUAGAACAUAUAAAAGUUGUUAUAUGGUUUGGUGUAGAAAGUUAUGAGUCAGAAGUUUCAAAAUUUUUGUUAUCAUAAAGGAGUAGAUUUUUACAGAAUAGAAAAUACCACAGAAGUUAAGCUAACCAAAUGUUGGAAUUCAGGAGUUGACAUGUGCUUCUUCUGCUAACUUUCUGUGACACCAGAUUACUUGAUCUCAGCUAGUUUCUUCAUCUACAAAACAAAGAUGUGACUACUACCUCAUAGUGUUAUAUGAAUCAGUAUUUUAUAGUUGUUUGUUAAACUUCUGUAUGAAAGUAAUUGAUGUCUAAGAGUAAUGUUUGAGUAGUAGUAGUUGGUAUUUUAUCUUUGCCAUGUCAACAUAAGCCUCAAUGGAUUGGCCAGUAGUUAAAGGUUUUAAGUUUACAUCUGCAUUUUCAGAAUUGGGUGUACUUUUGCUGCAUGUGGCUGGAAUACUGUUUUGUUUAUUACUUAUGUAUAGUAUUUGAAGAAAAGUCCUUUAUGUACACAGAUGUAGUUGACCUGCAUAAGCAUAGGUGAAUAGAGAAUUGGACUUAGAAGUGUGUAAGCUAGUCAUUUAAGCUCUGGGCCUCAGUUUCUUCAUCAAUACUGUGAAAGGAUUGGGCCUUCUGAUCUCUCUAAGGUCUUAACAUUCUUUAACUUCUGAUACAAGAUUCCUUUGUGUCAUGUUACAUUUACUUAAAAAUAAAAUGCUUUGAAAUUUA
Messenger RNA from Phascolarctos cinereus (koala), 5805 nucleotides. RefSeq names its product cysteine rich hydrophobic domain 2 (gene CHIC2). Gene Ontology annotation, cellular component: plasma membrane; Golgi-associated vesicle. Lineage: Eukaryota; Metazoa; Chordata; Mammalia; Diprotodontia; Phascolarctidae. The record is from RefSeq and is a predicted model, not a curated record.